UGAUACACUACUUUGAAAUCAAGUUUACAACUAGAUUUUACAUUACCAUCACUUAUCUACUGAUAAUGUACCCCGGGACACAUAUAUCUCACUGAUAAUGUACGUGGGACACAUUAUAUCCUAUCUACUGAUAAUGUAACCCAGGACACAUAUAACCUGUCUACUGACGUACCCCGGGACACAUAUAUCCUAUCUACUGAUAAUGUAACCCAGGACACAUAUAAUAUCUCACUGAUACACAGCACAGCAGUUUACUUGAUUUGACAACUGAUACCCUUCAGUGACCACGUUAGUCUCAAUAUCACACAAACAUAAGCUGAUAAAACAAAGUCAUGUGACAAAUCACCUGACACCCAUGUGACACAUUACAUGACACUGAUAAAACAGAGAGAGGGGAGUAGAAUUAGAUAUCUCCAUUACAGCAGAAGUACCCACACAAUUGUGAUUGAUAUUCCCGAGAAACUACAAAUUAGCCUGCAAAAGACUACAUUUAGUUUUCAUCAGAUCUGAAACAAAAACAUGGCACAACCUAAUACUGCCCAAGACGUGAUGCGAUGCGACCUCUGUGAAACUGUCAUAGCACAGAUGUACUGUGAGUUUUGUCACGUCAAGCUGUGUAAGGGCUGUAUCGGGGAACAUGUCUCCUCUGAUCUAACUAAACCUCACACACUGACGGGUUUCUACGAGCGAAGGUCCAGCCCCGUCCUUCCAAAGUGUUCCUUACACAACAAGAAAACCUGUGAAAUCCACUGCAAGGAAUGCGAUUCCCCUCUUUGUGCCGACUGUGUCAUCUCUCAUCAACAAAGGACACAUGAAUUUCAGAACAUUAUGGAUAUUUACAAGUCUAAACAAAAAGAAAUCGAAAAAAAUCUGGAAUACCUUGAAAACACAUUAUGUCUAAAAUGUGAAAAAAUUGCAUCCGAAGUUAAAACUGAGAAAGAAAAUCUUGAUAAAGAAUACAGCAAACUGAAAACGGCCAUUUCUGAACAUGGAGAAGACUGGCACAAUGCCAUCAAUAUCCUCGUCAAUAACAUGAAAUCCAAAGUAUACGAAAUGAAAACCCAGCAUCUGCAGGCUGUGAGUGAAAGAGGAACAGAAAUAGACAAGCUGAUACAGGCUGUGCACCAAACCAUCACAGACAUUAACGACAUCUCGGGAUCUAAUGACAUCUCAAAGUCCCUCCUGUUUAAACCAAGCUUAGAACAUCUCCAAAAGAUUCCGCCUAAAAUAAGUGCAGUUUUACCGACCUUCUCACCCAAGCCAAUAUCUGAAGAUCAGCUCUCUCCAUGGUUUGGCUCUCUCUCAUCAUUGUCUAUUACACCAGAGCAAAAUACUGACAGCAAUUCAAUAAUUCAAAAGGAUGAACGUUGUCAAAUGGUUGAUGAUUUAUCAUCAAUUAACAUGAAAUCAACACAGAAAUCCCGGGAAGCUGCAUCCUCUCCUGUCAUCAAACAGCUGCUUGAUGAACCACAGACUGUCACCACCAUACACACUGGGAAUGAAAACCUUUACAGUGUGGCCUGUCUGAGUGAUGAAGAAAUCUGGACAUGUGAUAAUAGCAGCACCAUGAAACUCUUCAGCAUCAAUCAGGGAUCACGACUCAAGUCAAUCACAACCAAAUCACAGAACGCUCCAACAGACAUAGCAGUGACAAACAGUGGGGAUCUGGUUUAUACUGAUUUCUGGGAUAAAACUGUGAACAUUGUGAAGAAUGAAGAGAUACAGAUGGUGAUCAGACUACAGAACUAGAGACCUUGUGGUAUCUGCAGUACCUCCUCUGAUGAUCUCCUGGUUACCAUGGAAAGUGAUGAUGUCACACAAUCCAAAGUUGUCCAUUACUCUGGCUCCACAGAGAAACAAAGCAUUCAGUUUGAUGAUCAGGGUCGUCUUCUCUAUUCAUCUGGUAGUUAUUAUAGAUACAUUACUGAAAACAGAAACCUGGAUGUCUGUGUGGCUGCCUCUGUAGUUAAAGCAGUAGUGGUGGUCAAUCAGGCCGGGAAACUGAGAUUUAGGUACAAUGGACAUACUCCUGCUCCAAAGAAUAAACCAUUCAAUCCACGAGGAAUCACCACAGACAGUCAGAGUCACAUCCUUACAGCUGAUAAUAACAAUGAUUGUGUCCACAUCAUAGACCAGGACGGACAGUUCCUCCGUUACAUAGUCUGUGGACUGAGUGAACCCCUGGGACUGUGUAUAGAUACAAACGACAAUCUGUUUGUUGCUGAAUAUGGAAACAAACAAGUGAAGAAAAUCAAAUAUCUGCAGUAAAAUUAAAACACUGAACUGAUUUACCUCCAGUAAAGGAUGAUAAUGACGUACAAGGACGAAAUUGACCAUGAUUACGUAUCUGUAUCACUGACUGACCGUGUAAAUCAUGAAAUCUUUUUUUUAGACACAAAUAAAAAUCUGGUGUUUGCUGAUAAUUAUAACCAUGCAACCUCUAUUUCUUCAACGUAUCAACAAACCACUGAAGAAAAUAAAACACCUGCAGUAAAAUUCAAACACUAGUAAGUGAUACCAUGAUUCACUCAGUGAUAACAUCAUAGUUAUUGACAACAGUAGGAAAAUCAAAUAUCUGCAGUGAAAUCAAAACUGUCAGUUAAACUUGUAAUCAACUUGAUAUUUGAUGUCUGGUAUGUCCAGGGUCCAUGUUUGCCCUACUUAUAAUUUUGUUUUCUUUAUGGGAGUUAUGAGAUUGAACGCUGUUCAUUAUCUUCACUUUUCAGGCUGUCCAGCACCCUUGGACAAAAAAUAAGGGCAAAUUUUAGGGGUAAAAUUAUAAAAAAAAUUAGGGCUAAAUUAGGGCUAAAAUUAGGAAUUUUUAACCAAAUUGCGGAAGUUUUAAUUAUUUAAAAGGACUUACCUUGUCAAAUUUGACAAUAAAGAAACUCACAUGACACACAAAUAAGAUGUAAGUACAGGAAGGGCGUAUUCCAGUGUUCCAUGGUCUCAGCUAUUAUUGGCUAUAACCUAAAAUCUCAACUCUUUAUCACAAAGUCACAACCAAUAAACAAGCUUGACACAUGGAUCCACAGGUCAACUGCCUUUCACUGCAUCAGCAUUAUCUGAAUAAGAACUACAAUCUACGUUAAUAACACACAUUUUGUAUGAAUGCAUUUUGAUUUUUCAAGACUGAUAAAAAAGUAGGAAUUGACAUGAAAAAUAAGGGCUUUUUUAGGAUUUCCCCUUGAAUUUUACAUUUUUUUAGGAAUUUUAGCAAAACUGAAAAAAAUUAGGAAUUUUAGGGCCGCUGGACAGCCUGACUUUUCAUACACUAAUGCUUUUUUUAGUUUUACAUAUUUGCUUGGGACUGGAUGUUGUAUAUAUAAAAUAUUAAAGUUACCAUUAUUGAU
Molecule: messenger RNA, 3353 nt
Organism: Ostrea edulis (European flat oyster)
Lineage: Eukaryota; Metazoa; Mollusca; Bivalvia; Ostreida; Ostreidae
Product: tripartite motif-containing protein 45-like
Exons: 2
Coding region: 520-1749 (409 amino acids)
Molecular function (GO): zinc ion binding; protein binding
Source: RefSeq, a predicted model, not a curated record